Molecule: messenger RNA, 1068 nt
Organism: Lucilia cuprina (Australian sheep blowfly)
Lineage: Eukaryota; Metazoa; Arthropoda; Insecta; Diptera; Calliphoridae
Exons: 1
Biological process (GO): negative regulation of protein sumoylation
Molecular function (GO): calcium ion binding
Source: RefSeq, a predicted model, not a curated record
AAAACUGUUCGUCGUUUGAAAUAUCGCCAACGUCGUGAUGUCUCCGAGAUUGCCAACGAAUACUUGCCUCCAGCUGAAGAAACUACCGAAACUGUAGCUGAAUUGAAAUCUGUCGAAGAACCUGAGGAAUCCGCUGUUUUGGGUGAAAAUGGUUACGAAUACAAAACUGUUCGUCGUUUGAAAUAUCGUCAACGUCGUGAUGUCUCCGAGAUUGCCAACGAAUACUUGCCCCCAGCUGAAGAAACUACCGAAGAAACUACCGAAGCUGAAUUAAAAUCUGCUGAAGAACCUGAGGAAUCCGCUGUUUUAAGUGAAAAUGGUUACGAAUACAAAACUGUUCGUCGUUUGAAAUAUCGCCAACGUCGUGAUGUCUCCGAGAUUGCCAACGAAUACUUGCCUCCAGCUGAAGAAACUACCCAAUCUGUAGCUGAAUUAAAAUCUGUCGAAGAACCUGAGGAAUCCGCUGUUUUGGGUGAAAAUGGUUACGAAUACAAAACUGUUCGUCGCUUGAAAUAUCGUCAACGUCGUGAUGUCUCCGAGAUUGCUAACGAAUACUUGCCUCCAGCUGAAGAAACUACCGAAGCUGUAGCUGAAUUAAAAUCUGUUGAAGAACCUGAGGAAUCCGCUGUUCUAGGUGAAAAUGGCUAUGAAUACAAAACUGUUCGUCGCUUGAAAUAUCGUCAACGUCGUGAUGUCUCCGAGAUUGCCAACGAAUACUUGCCCCCAGCUGAAGAAACUACCGAAGCCAUAGCUGAAUUAAAAUCUGUUGAAGAACCUGAGGAAUCCGCUGUUUUGGGUAACAAUGGUUAUGAAUACAAAACUGUUCGUCGUUUAAAAUAUCGUCAACGUCGUGAUGUCUCCGAGAUUGCCAACGAAUACUUGCCUCCAGCUGAAGAAACUACCGAAGCCGUAGCUGAAUUAAAAUCUGUCGAAGAACCUGAGGAAUCCGCUGUUUUGGGUGAAAAUGGUUAUGAAUACAAAACUGUUCGUCGCUUGAAAUAUCGUCAACGUCGUGAUGUCUCCGAGAUUGCCAACGAAUACUUGCCUCCAGCUGAAGAAACUACCGAA